This is a messenger RNA of Dermacentor albipictus, 5647 nucleotides long. Its product is annotated as ubiquitin carboxyl-terminal hydrolase 2-like. NCBI's taxonomy places the organism in Eukaryota, Metazoa, Arthropoda, Arachnida, Ixodida, Ixodidae. Gene Ontology annotation, cellular component: cytoplasm. The record is from RefSeq and is a predicted model, not a curated record. Gene Ontology annotation, biological process: protein deubiquitination. Gene Ontology annotation, molecular function: cysteine-type deubiquitinase activity.
GCGCACGCACUCUGCGAUAGACUUGCGCCGAAGAGAGAGGAGACCGCGCUCCUCGCGAUUAACCGACCCUUUUCACUCGACGCCGCCGCUAGCGGUCUCGGCUUGUGGGUGUGUGUUUCUUUCUCCCUGUGUUCGUGUGUGUAGGUGCGUGUUCUCGACUCGGUGCUUCUCCUAGGCUCCCAUCGAGGAAACGUCGUCCGGCGAAGUGAUACGGCUUAUGAACGCUCGGAGAGGGUUGCCGGUGGGCCCUUGUAGUUUGUGCAUCUACCUCAGCGGGGGUCUGCGUCUUGGGAUUUAGUGGUUCGUAGUCGGUGCGGUUUCGACGCCGUCCGCUCUCCCGUGUUCUACCUUCGUUGUUCAUCGACAGGAGUCUACUCACCGCCGGAUUGUGCGGAUUGCCAUGGUCUGUGAUACUGGCCGCGCGGGCUGAAGAUCAUUGGAAACUUUCGAUUCCGUGUGUUUUGAGGGGAGGAGCGUCGCCUUCGGCCUCCCGUGGGUGAUCAGCGCCGCUGGUAGCGGCCGCAGCAGUGUCACCGCCGGCCGUGGGGGCAUGCCUCGCGAGCUGGCCGACGUGCAAGUGGUGUCCAGGAUGCCCGUGCCGUCGUCUAUGUACUCGUCGCGCUCGUCGCACCUCUACUCGUCCACGUCGUCGCUGCGAUCGACGAGCCUCGACCGGCGGUCGGCCACCCUGCGCGACAGCUCCAGCUCGAGCUCGUCCUCCACCUCAAGCAGCAGCUACAUUUCGCGCCUGCCGCCCAGGCCGUCGUUCGAGCACCGAUCCAAGGUGGUGUCCGACCUGCCGCGCCUGUCGUCGCGCGUGGUGCUCGACGUGUCCUCGGGCAGCCGUCGCAGCCUGACGCGCCAGCGCUCGGGGGACGCCAUCUCGGACGCCGGCUCGCCCGUGCUCACCCGCUACCGGGACCUGGGCACCGACUCGCCCUCGUCGCGCGCCAGCUCGCCGGCCCGGCGGCUGCUGGACGAGAACUGCAACCGCGCCUCGACCCCGACACGCCGCCUGGACUGGAACCACAACGUGUACAAUGGCGGCGGCGGGGGAAGCCACUCGCUGCCGCCCGACAGUCCCGGCAGGGACUCCGGCGCCUCCAUCUCGCCGGCCUCGUCGCGCCACUGGCGCAACCUCGGCUCGUCCACCAGCUCGGUGGACUCCGGGGGAUCCUCGUCGUCCGACUGCUCGCCGGGACUGAGGCGCGCCCGCAGGCUGUCGCUCACCUCGGAGGAGAGCUCAAGUGGGGUCAGUGUUGGAAGCUCAAGAUCCCGAGAUCAUCUGGACAAGGCCCCACUGGGGCUUCGGAACCUUGGCAACACAUGCUUCAUGAACUCGAUAGUGCAAUGCCUGGCACACACCCGACCCCUGCUUGAGUAUUGCCUGAAGGACGGCUAUGUCUCCGAAAUAAACAGCAGCACCUCUUCCAUGAAGGGGGCCCUCUUUGAAGCCUUCGCAACACUCAUGAAGUCAAUUUGGAGGUGCAGCAAUGGUGAAUAUGCCAUCAGCCCUCAGGCAUUUCGCAGCCAAAUACAGAAGUUUGCACCACGUUUCAUGGGCUACAGUCAACAAGACUCCCAGGAGUUCCUGCACUAUCUACUGCAAGGUCUUCAUGAGGACAUUAACCGAAUCACCUCAAGGCCAAGGCAUCUCACCACGGAGAUAGAUGACAAUCUCAGUGAGUCUCAGAAAGCAGCAGAGGCCUGGAAAAGAUAUCUGCGAUAUGACGACAGCAAGAUUGUGGACUGCUUCGUUGGCCAGCUGAAGAGCACGCUCAAGUGCAGUGUCUGCGGCCACAAAUCGGUGACCUUCGACCCCUUCUGGGAUCUCUCCCUCCCGAUACCCAAGAGCUCAGACCCUGUCACAAUCCAGCAAUGCCUGAGCCUUUUCACCAAAGAAGAAGUGCUCGACGGUGACGAGAAACCUACUUGCUCUCACUGCAAGACCCGUCAGAAAUGCACGAAAAGCUUUACCAUCCACCGGUGUCCAAAAAUUCUUGUGCUUCAUCUAAAGCGAUUCUCUCCCAGUGAGAGGUUUCGGGCGAAGCUGAACACUCGUAUCGAGUUCCCACUGACGAACCUUGAUCUCUGCCCAUAUAUGUCCAACAGUCAUUAUGUGAUGUACAACCUGUACGCGGUGUCUAAUCACAGUGGCUCAACCUACUCUGGCCACUACACCGCUACCUGCCUGCACCCCAAGUCUGGUGAAUGGCACGAAUGCAACGACACAAAGGUCUCUGAAGUGAGUGCUUCACGCGUUGUUUCGUCAGAAGCAUAUGUGCUGUUCUAUGAGGCAGCCACACAGUCGUCGCGUCUCUGAGGACACGCCCCCGCAGUGCCUUCUGCCUUCCCGGACAGGUGGCCCACGUGGCGAACGGGCCACCGGGCACGGCCGGGCCACUGGCAGACGCACUGCUCCCUCUGGCAGCCCACUGCCGAGGAGGAGGAUGACAACACAGACAUCGCCCGUCCCACUUCGACGCAGUCAACACCUGCAGCUACGCCGCACCGCAGCCGUCAGCGGUCGUGAUGAGCUGCCACCCAUGCCGCAGUUCAUCUGAACAGGUCACACAAAAAUAGCGGGCUCACAUUUGUUAAGCACCGACUGCAGAAAGGCCCACUUCACAUCCUGUGCUGACGGCAUUGGUUCCUGUGCACACCAGCCAGGAGGGACGGCAGCACUAGCCAACGCUUGUGAUGAGCACUGUCAGCUACCCUGUUCUCUUGGGAAAUGUUGGCCUGCUAUGGACACGUAUGUGCAGCUGCACAAGUGACACUUGUGAGUGAAUGCCAACUGCCCACCCUUCUACUGAACUCGUGUCCCUUUGUGACAUAGUGGAGCUUGUGCUCGAAUAUAUGUUGCUUUCGUGUUUUCUGUUACCGAGAUGUUUCAGUUGAACACGUGUGGAGCUCUCUCGAGCUGAUUCUUCACCCAGCUGCAUUGGUGGGCUGAUCUGCCAUGAAGAAAGUUAAGUGAAUGGGGCUGAAAGGAGUCAUACAGGGCAAACACUUCAAAAUGAAGGCAUGUUGUUCAUUGUGGUGGGCUGCAUAGAUGAACAUAUUUAUCGCACUGUGCGCAACUGAGGCAUCGCGGGUCAGCUCUAGCUGUACAGUAGUGUUCCAACCUAUUUUUAACGUGCUCCACCUUACAGUUAAUGGACCCACGCAGACUGCAUGCCACAGGUUACAAUAGUAAAACGAGAAACAAAAGCAGCUUCAUUCUUUUUUCUUCCUUGAAUGGCAUACCUUGAACUCCUCCAUAGGUGGUUCCCUCUACUAGAAAAAAAAAAAAGUGAUUGCAUAGUCCUUGCCUGGAAGUAGCUUGUUUUCAACAAUUUCUAUAUAGUUCACAUGACGGUAUCGUGAGUAGCAAGGUGAUGUCUGUAAAAUGAUAGCACCUUGGCUGCAGAGAAUGAAAUAUUCUGCCAGUGCUUGAGAACAGGGACUCGAAAUGUUUCUGCAACAUUUGCCAGAAAUCACAAAUUGGGGAGGCCUUCUUUCCUGGCAGUCACACACACAUCAAAAUUAUACCACUGGUAAAAUCGAAACUCUGAGCGUUCAUGCCUGUGCUAAUGUCGCUGGCCCCUGUAACAAUGUUUUGUGCCAUGAGUCACGCUACUCACGACCGAAAAUUUUGAUCAAACUGCCAGCACCCCUUGGUUCCUUGCAACUUUUUUCGUGGUAGUUUGGCAGUUCUGGGUACACCUACUGCUAUGUGCUUUUUCUAUCUGUGGACAUGAAGUCAAGACUGCAAUCAAGCCAGUGAAAAUGUGGUGCUUGUGGAUGGUCUAACGAACAAAUCUUGCUUGCAUGACGAAUUCUUUUUUUUUUUUGUACCUUGCACCCUUGCCCCAUUGGAAUUUGUCACUUUUUUCAGGUAAUUUGUGUGUGUGGGUGUGCACAUGUCAGGCUUUGGUUUGUGCAUUGACGAGUUUGCCGCAGCUGCUGUGAAGUUGCCAGUCACAUAGUAUUUCUUGUCAAGCUUGUUGACCUAGUGCAGAUGCAUCGUCCCAUGUGCACAUGCUAGAGCAUUUGUUACGCCAUUCUGUGUGAGCAAAUCGCUGAACAGUGCAUUGAGAAAACAGUGUGCUACAAUUAAAUGGUGCCCCCCUUCUGGACUAUCUAGCACCAACCUCGUAGUAUAGUUCACUUUCUCUUGUUUCCAAGCAUUCAAGCAGUGUGCCGAGUGAAUGCGAAGCUUGGAACUGUAAUACUUGGUGGCGCAAAGCAUUCUCGAAGAAAGCUACUGUGAUAUGGGUGUGUGUGUCUAAGGUGUGCACUGUAGCCAUCGUCAUGCAAGGACACCAGCAUUGCAGCCACAUUGUGAGAGGGCAGCAGGUCAGUGUGUUUGGGCAGCUGAGUUGUGUGUGGAUCUGGGGUGCUAUUCUCGGUAACAUGAACAAAGAACAUGAGAGCAACAAGGGUGACCCAGGUUAUCUCGCAUCAUACAUGAAGUGCUACUAUCUGCAUGCAUGUAUGUGGCUCAGACAUCGCUGGGUCUGAAAGUGCCGAGGGCUUUUCCCCUUGACAUGAAUAGGUGCACUCUUAUUUUCAGUUCCCUAGCUAAAGCGACGGAAGUCUUGCAGUUUGAUGGCAUUGCAGAGUGAAAGAGAAACUGCAGAUGUAAUUGACUGCUUAAUGAAAUGCUAUAUAUAUAUAAAUAUAUAUAUAUAACCACACGUUUGUAUAUAAGCAUGUUUAUUCUCAAAGUAUGUCCUAUUUAAGAAAAGAAGCUGAAGUUCUCAGAGCAGUGGGUCAAGAGAGAGUACUCCCUCUUGCUCUUGUUUUUGUUGAAAUUAUUUUUUUGUGUUUUUGAGUGCAGGAUGUGUUGGUGUCAGCCAACUUGGCACUCUGUUGGUAAACUCUUGAGCACGGCCUGCUAUAGCGGCUUUAAUUAGUGUUCAGAGCAAGUGCAGGCUUUUGUUGUUUCAAGCAAAGUUCUAGCAUGGCAUCUGCCAACCUUUUGCUAUUUAGGGGUGCCAAUGUUGUUUUUAAGUGUGUUGUGAGUGAAGAUAUGAGUUUUAUUUUUUUCUUUAGAAGGUGCGUCCAUUAGAUCUUAGAACUUUAUCACCUUUUAACACUGUUUUCAUACAUGGUUGCUUUAAAGCAGUAGCCUUAUUUUUUUCUUCUUUUUUCUGUGAUGGCAUUUUUUUUUUCUUCCCUGAUGCUUUAGCAUAUUGUUGAAUGAAAAUGACUGGCUUCACGAGUGCUUACUACUUGCCAUCAUGUGAAAAAUCCUAUUGUGCAUGAAAAAGUGAUUCUGCAAGUUAUGGGAUGCGCGCUUGAAUCCCACCCCAUGAGCUUCAAUUUCAUUGAUUUUGACUGUGAAUAUAUUUAAAAGAAAGCCAUUAUUUGCUGAUUUGUUGAGCAGAGAGUGCUGUUUUCACUUCUCCGCUCGGUCUUGGUCAUUUUAGCUGCAGUGAUGUGGCAUAAUUUGUUUUCAGGCAGACACUUAUGCUCAUGACAAGAUACUAGACCCCAGUUUUGAUUGCAGAUGCUUUUGGAAUCUCUGCAAUGCACGACUUUAUUGAAAUUCCAAAAUUAAAGAGUCGGAAUUUUCCUGCUAUUUAUAAACAAUCGGUACCUGUCCCACACUAGUGAAGGCAAGCACUCUUUGAUAUUCAUGGUUAUAUUGCGCUCAGUU